AUGGUGCAGCUCAUCCUUUCCAUCAAUGCUGGGAGCAGUUCCCUCAAGUGCAGUCUCUACUCGGCUGAAGAGGUCGGCAACACCAACAAGACGCCGAAACUGGACAAGUUGGCCGGUGCGGAGGUCUCGGCAAUCGGCACUCAGAAGGCCGGGCUGAAAUACACAAAGGGAUCCCAAAAGCAGCAAAGCGACCUGGGCCAUGUGGAAGAUCAUGGGAAAGCCUUUGAGCACGUCCUCGACACCUUCUUGAACGACAGCAAUGUCGCCGUGAGCGCGAAGGAGGACAUCCGCUAUGCCUGCCACCGCGUUGUGCAGGGCGGCGACUUUCGCGACGAUGAGCUGAUCACUCGCGAAACAUUCCACAAGAUCGAAGCAUUAUCUGAUCUGGCACCCUUACACAAUGCGGCCGCCGUUCAGCUCAUGAAAGCGGUCCACGAGAAGCUGCCAAAAUGCACCAACGUCGCCUGCUUUGAUUCGGCCUUUCAUGCCACCAUGCCAGAAUGCGUCAAAUCCUACGCCAUCAGCCCCAAGAUUGCCAUGGAAAAGGGCCUCCGCAAAUACGGCUUUCACGGCCUCUCGUACAGUUACGUCCUGAGGGAGACAGCGAGAUACCUGAAGAAACCCGUCCCCGAGACGAACAUCAUCGCCCUUCACCUCGGUAGCGGAGCGUCGGCAUGUGCCAUCAAGAAUGGACAGUCUAUCGAUACGACCAUGGGAUUGACGCCAGUUUCAGGUCUUCCUGGAGGCACUCGCUCUGGUGAUAUCGAUCCCAGCCUGGUCUUUCACUACACAUCAGACGUGGGAAAGUUGAGUCCGUCGAGCACUACCGAUCUACACAUCUCUAAAGCUGAAGAGAUUCUGAACAAGCAGUCGGGUUGGAAAGCUCUUACAGGCACGUCCGACUUUGCCGAGAUUGCCAAAGCUGAUGCGCCUGACACUCACAAGCUGGCGUUGGACAUCUUCGUCGACCGCAUAGUUGGCUACAUCGGCAGCUACUAUGUCAAGCUUGGGGGAGAGGUCGACGCUCUGGUGUUUGCCGGAGGCAUUGGUGAGAAGUCAUCAUACUUGCGACAGUUGGUAAUCUCGAAGGUCUCGUGCCUUGGCUUCGCCAUUGAACAGGAACAAAAUCAGAACGCCAAGGACAGUGAGAUCGUAUCUCGCAUCGGUUCGUCCGCCAGCUCCCUUACUCUGGUCGUGCAGACGGACGAGGAUUGGCAGAUGGCUUACCAGACGGCGCUCCAUCCGAAAAGAUAA
This is a messenger RNA of Cyphellophora europaea CBS 101466, 1254 nucleotides long. Its product is annotated as acetate kinase. The transcript has 2 exons. Gene Ontology annotation, molecular function: acetate kinase activity. Lineage: Eukaryota; Fungi; Ascomycota; Eurotiomycetes; Chaetothyriales; Cyphellophoraceae. The record is from RefSeq and is a predicted model, not a curated record. The coding region runs from base 1 to 1254 and encodes 417 amino acids. Gene Ontology annotation, biological process: acetate metabolic process; phosphorylation.